AUGUGCGAUCCCAAGGAGGAAAAUCACCCUCUAUCCCCUGGCCCUCACACAUUCACCUCCCCAACCAAGAACCUAACCUUCGAAUACAUCAUCCUGCACCCCCCAACCCACCAGCCCAACCGGCCACCACCACCACCACCACCACCAUCCUCGAAAGACCUCAUCGUGAUCCAAUGUCCUGCCUGGGGAAUCGGAUCCCGAUACCUCCAAACAGGGCUGGCCCCGCUCCUCGAGCUCGAUCCAGAGAAAGGCCAAAAAACGCCCUACACCCUCCUGUUCUUCCACCCCCGAGGCACAGACAACUCAUCCCGGCCGCGCUCGUCCACGGAAAUGUCCAGCAUGCCUCAUUUAGCCUCGGAUCUCGACGACCUUCGAGAGCACCUCCACCUUCUGCGGUUCCCGGUCCUGAUGGGCCACUCGAAUGGCGGGGCCAUCGUGCUCGGGUACGCUGAGAUGCAUCCAACCCGGGUGUCGAAGCUUAUUCUGUUGAAUCAUCAGUUGAUUGGGUUACGGGAUCGUGCGGAUGAUCUACAGGACAAAGACCUUACUCAACACCCUUCCCCCUCUACGAAGAAGAAAACCCCCAACCCCAAACCAACCACAGAUAAAUCCUUCACAGCCUCCGUACAAUCCAGGUGGUCUCUCUACUUUUAUAACCCGGCUGUCUAUGUUCCCUCCCUCCUCGCUGCAAUCGGGACCCGGAUAAUGCCGAUUUGGUGCUACCGGAGCGUAUACGGGUGCGACGAGAACCAAGAGCUCCAGCAUCCACAGCAGAUGAUUACGGGGUUAGAGCGGGUAAGGGCGAAAACCCUAGUGAUAUCCGGGAGAGAUGAUUUGAUCUGUGGCUUGAAGAUUGCCGAGCGUUCAAAGGAGGGGAUUCCAGAUUCUAAGAUGAUUGUUUAUGAUCGGUGUGGGCAUUUCCCUUGGAUUGAGCGCGAGAAGAGGUUUUUUAAAGAUAUUAGAGAGUUUCUAGCCCUUAGAUCUUGA
This is a messenger RNA of Aspergillus ochraceoroseus IBT 24754, 987 nucleotides long. Its product is annotated as alpha/beta fold hydrolase. NCBI's taxonomy places the organism in Eukaryota, Fungi, Ascomycota, Eurotiomycetes, Eurotiales, Aspergillaceae. The transcript has 2 exons. The record is from RefSeq and is a predicted model, not a curated record. Bases 1 to 987 code for a protein of 328 amino acids.